Molecule: messenger RNA, 3191 nt
Organism: Dichomitus squalens LYAD-421 SS1
Lineage: Eukaryota; Fungi; Basidiomycota; Agaricomycetes; Polyporales; Polyporaceae
Exons: 15
Coding region: 69-3191 (1040 amino acids)
Biological process (GO): autophagy; endosomal vesicle fusion; vesicle-mediated transport
Cellular component (GO): fungal-type vacuole membrane; cytoplasm
Source: RefSeq, a predicted model, not a curated record
CUUGCCUUUCCUCUCACCUAGUUCUGGUGCUGCUGAAUGUUACUUUGACCGACGCGCUCGCCUAGGCAAUGGGUGGUCCUUUCAACGCUCCUGAAGUGGUCCUGGAUGGUUUCAAGGAGCGCGCCGAGUCUCUGACCGUCCACGCCGACAGACUAUACAUUGGAACGUCUACUGGGAACCUACACGUGUACUCCUUUGAGGAGACCUCAGACUCCCUUGUGGAGCUCGUGGACACUAGGAAGUCGCUGUGCAGAAGGAGCAUCGAUCAGCUAGCAUAUAUCAAGGACGUGAAUUCCCUGCUCGUUCUAUCCGAGGCACAGCUCACUCUCUUCCCUUCCCCUGUCUUUUCCCCUCCAACGCCCCUCGUCAAGACCAAAGGUGCCCUUUGCUUUGCGCUACGCACCGGAGUUGAGUACCUGGAUGGCGAUGUCAUCAUUCCUUCGAGUCCUGGCAUCCCGGGGAAGGGCAAGGGCGUACCGGCCCUGGUGACGAAGCUCGCCGUUGGAUGCAAGCGAAAGAUCGUGCUCUAUUCAUGGAGAGAUGGCGAGCCUCAGGAACCUCAAGAAAUAACCGCCUUGGCGCACUCCCCGAGGGCAAUCGCCUUUGUCAAUGGGGAGACGUUGUGCUGGGGACACACGCCGACAGAUUACUGCAUUACCUCGCUAAAGACGUCCGUCACCGUCGAUGUCACUACCCCUAUUCCCCCUGUCACCUCAGGGAGCGGCAUUAGCACUAUGGGCAUGGGCGCGCUCUCCGGACUCGGUGGCUAUAUGACCCUAGGCUUGGGGGCGAAGGCAAAACCUAAUGUGACAGGCGUGAAUGAUGUCGAAGCAUUGAUUGCGAAGGACAAUAAUGGGUUUUUGGUGGGAGCUGACGGUAAGCCUCUAAGGAACGAGUCAAUCGAUUGGCCAGCACCACCAGACGAGAUAGCCCUCGUCAAACCCUACGUCUUCGCAAUACUCCCCCCGGGCACGGUGCCUGCGUCUCAACUGGACAGCGUCCCGGGGGCGUCUACGUUCAUCGCAACCCCAGUAAUUGAGAUCCGAUCAUCUAUAUCCCUCUCUCCGGUCCAGACGAUACCCUUCCCCCCUGGUCCUCUCACCGCAUUCGCUACGGUGGCCACACAUACGAUCCGCCUAUUGACCCCUUCGCCAUCCGCGAAGGCUCCUCUCUUUGUCGUCAGUACGCCCCUCGACCGGACGGCAGCAACCAACAGCGGCAGCGCGAUAUGGUGCUUCCGCAUGAAGCCGUGGAACCAGCAAGUCGACGAGCUCGUGGACGCAGGAGCGUACGCAGAUGCCCUCUCGCUUCUAGAAUCACUCGACUCUGCUCUCGUCGCCGACAAGGAACAAAGACACAAGCAAAUUCGUGCCCUCCAAGCCGUGGACUACUUCCGGAGUGCGAAGUACGACCAGGCCAUCGACGCCUUCCUCGAGCUCGAUGUCAACCCUGCAAAAGUAGUCGCGUUAUAUCCAGAGAGCAUCGCAGGACGGCUCUCGGUGCCUCAGGAUGAGUGGAUACCUCUGUACGGCGGGCCGAAGCCGAAGAAGCGGGAUCAGUUCGCAUCUCCGCCAGAACCAGCAGCGAAAGCCGAGGAUCCUCAGAAGCCGGACCAGGAAGGGGCUUCGUCCAGCGUAGGCUCUCCACCGCGGGCUCCGACUCCCCAAGGCUCGAUUCGGGGUGUGCUCAAGACCGGAUUGGAAGGGCUCGUUUCUGCGGCGAAGGACGACGACGCAGCUUCAAUACGAAGCGUACGUCGCCCACCCAGACCCGACAACUUCCACCGCUCGAUUGAGACGCUCAUGCGUUACCUCUCCGACCGCCGGCCCAAGAUCGCGGGCGCACUGUCUGCGUUCCACAUCACCCCGACUCAGUCGCACGAGAUGCCACACUUAUCUACGACGUCCGUCGAGGACCUGCUUAACCUCCCCAACGCCCCGUUGUCUGCGCUCACUCCAGAAGAACUCGUGCGGUUUGCGCAGAUAGUCGACACGGCGCUUUUCAAGUCGUAUUUGCUCGUUCGUCCAGGGUUGCUCGGACCGCUCUGUCGUGUCGGCUGGUGUGAGGUGUCGGAGGUCGAGGAGCUCCUCCGUGAACGUGAGAAAUACCAAGAGAUGAUCUCGUUGUACAACGGCAGGAAGAUGCAUGGCAAGGCACUUGAUCUCCUCCGACAACUGAGCGAGAAGGAGUCGGACCCGCGUGAUAUACUCAUGCCCACCGUCAACUACCUACAGCGCCUUGGUCCGGAGCAUAUAGAUCUGAUAUUCGAGCACUCGAGAUGGGCGUUCGAGCAGGAUCGUGACAUCGCCUUCGAGAUCUUCACCUCCGAGGAGGUCGAGCUACCGAAAGGACCCACAGCAGACUUCCUCGAGCGCCUGGAUCCGGCCAUCUGUGCUCGGUACAUCGAGUUCCUCAUAUCCGAACGCGGAGAGACAUCGCAGGAGUUCCACGAUCGUCUCGCCGAGCUGUACCUCCGCAUGACCAUGGCCGCGAAGAGUCGGGGGGACGACGGCGCGCGCAAAUCGGUGUACGAGAGGCUCCUGAAGUUCAUUGACACCACCGACCACUACUCAGCCGACCGCCUGUUCGCCAUGCUCCCUUCCGAAGACCUCUUCGAGGCCAAGGCCCUCCUCCUCGGCCGGCUCGGCCGCCACGACAGCGCCCUCGAAGUCUACGUCUACCGCCUGCAAGACUUCCCCAAGGCGGAGGAGUACUGCAAGCGCGUGUACCAGCCCGGCGCCGGCUCGCCCACCGCCGCCGUCUUCCUCACCCUCCUCCGCAUCUACCUCCUCCCGGGCCCCGCCGCGCCGCCCGCAGCGAGCCUCCUCCCGCCCGCGCUCGAGCUCAUCAGCCGGCACAGCCCGCGCCUGGACCCCGUCGCGACGCUGCAGCUCCUCCCGCCGCUGGUGACGGCGCAGGACGUGGGCGCGUUCCUGCUCGAGGCGCUGCGGGAGCCGCUGUUUGACACGCGCGUCGUGCGCAACGUCGCCAAGGCACGCCAAGAGCAGGUUGCGCGGAGACUCAUAGCGCUGCAGUCGAAGCGUGUGAGGAUCACGGAGAGUAGGAUUUGUCCACAGUGCCAUAAACGUCUAGGUGGCAGCGUCAUUGCCGUCCAUGCGCCUCACGGUGAGGUGACGCAUUAUCAAUGCCGAGAAGCAUUCGCUCGCAAGCAGAAGGAAGCUCGGAUAUGA